GAACAGGAGACUACUGCUACCUUCCAUUUCUCCAGUCUUCUCAGGACAGGUGCCUGAUCUGCGCUCGGCACAGCCUCACUUCACUCUAUAAUGAAGACACCCCUGUGGACUCUGCUGCUACUGGGGCUAUUUGUCCCUGGACACAGUGACUGUCAGAGAGACUGCCUCUCAUGCAGCCAAAUUCUGCCCAAAGACCAUGCCUUCAACACACUGGUCUGCUUGGUGGAAUGUCACAGUGAGGAUUCGUUGGGCCUCACCUGGGAGAUUUGUCGCACAGCCAUGGAGGAAGGACACCUGGCCUCGCUGUCACUACAGGGUGCCAUGCUUAAAAGGGCCGAGGAGGAGGUCGGAGCUGUCCUGCCUCUGGACCAGGGCGCCGGAGGCCCAUUGUAUUCCAAGGCCCUCCAGAGAUUUGACCAUGUGGUGCGGGCCUUGGAUCUGGACAAACUGGAUCAAGAGAACUACGACUCCCAGAAGCCUCGGUCUGAGGAGAAAGAUGAGGGGGAUGCGGAAGGAGACCGGGAGCUUGGGAGCGAUCAGGAGGGCACGCCCAUGAAUCUAACCAAACGCUUCGGCGGCUUCUUCAAAAGCAAGUAUGGGUACCGGAAGUUCGCGGAUCCUGGGAGGUCUUUACAGAAGAGGUACGGCGGUUUCAUAGGUGUCCGCAAGUCUGCCCGCAAGUGGAACAACCAAAAGCGUUUCAGCGAAUUUCUAAAGCAGUACUUGGGUAUGACCACUCGAGCUAGCGAGUUUAAUAGUGUGUCUACUGAUAUUACCCAGCAGAACGAGGUGUAAAAUGGCUCAGUAUUGCUAGACUUGCCCAACAAGUCAUCAUGUGUUAUGCUCAGUCAAGAGAAACUAUACACAUCUUUCUGUACCUUCAUGAAAAUGUGACAAUGGAAUGUGGAAUGCCAUAUGGAUAGAUAUGCGUAAA
Molecule: messenger RNA, 934 nt
Organism: Electrophorus electricus (electric eel)
Lineage: Eukaryota; Metazoa; Chordata; Actinopteri; Gymnotiformes; Gymnotidae
Gene: pnoca
Product: prepronociceptin a
Biological process (GO): sensory perception; chemical synaptic transmission; neuropeptide signaling pathway
Cellular component (GO): axon terminus; plasma membrane; dendrite
Molecular function (GO): opioid receptor binding
Source: RefSeq, a predicted model, not a curated record